Molecule: messenger RNA, 777 nt
Organism: Zingiber officinale
Lineage: Eukaryota; Viridiplantae; Streptophyta; Magnoliopsida; Zingiberales; Zingiberaceae
Product: dof zinc finger protein DOF5.7-like
Exons: 1
Coding region: 1-777 (258 amino acids)
Biological process (GO): regulation of DNA-templated transcription
Molecular function (GO): DNA binding; DNA-binding transcription factor activity
Source: RefSeq, a predicted model, not a curated record
AUGGCUGAUCGUGACCUGCAGUGCUGGUCGGACGGCCACAGGAGCUCUGCCACUGCGCUCCGUCGGGCGAAGCAGGGCCUCAAGUGCCCCCGGUGCGAGUCCCCCAACACCAAAUUCUGCUACUACAACAACUACAGCCUCUCCCAACCCAGGCACUUCUGCAAGACCUGCCGGAGGUACUGGACCGAGGGCGGCGCCCUCCGCAACGUGCCGGUCGGCGGCGGAUGCCGCAAGAGCAAGAAGUUCAGAUCUCCGGCGGAGUCCCGGCGCCAUGAGAUUGGUCUGCCGCCGGUCAUCCCCAGGUUCGAUGAUCAUCGACCGGCUGCUUCUGAGCCAGUACUCUUCUCACCUGCCGCCAUGGCGUUCGAUUACCCGCUGAACAUUAAUGCGGCCGGAGCAUGCGGCUCUACCGUUAAUGACGACGCCACUAACGUCUCUUCCAUCGGGCUACUGAGGUCCACAAACGAAGACCUGCAUUGGAAGCUUCAGAAGCAGAAGCUGGCCGUGCUCUUGGGAGGGGAAGGAGCUGAUCGCGAGGACGACCAACGCGAGCUAAUCAUAUAUUCUCAGACGGAGCCGACGCCGGCAGAGGAAGCUUGUGGUGGCAGUGGAUCCGGUAAUGUUCAAAAUUCGACGGCAUGGUUCUCGGAAUGUUCCAAUUACGCCAUGCUUCCUUCCUCUACUAUAGUUAACAUCAACAACACGAGCAGCAGCGACACGAGCUACUGGAACGAAGGAGUUCCUGCAUGGAAUGACAAGCUCACACCACUGCCUUAA